This is a messenger RNA of Thrips palmi, 2474 nucleotides long. RefSeq names its product GDP-Man:Man(3)GlcNAc(2)-PP-Dol alpha-1,2-mannosyltransferase (gene Alg11). Gene Ontology annotation, molecular function: GDP-Man:Man(3)GlcNAc(2)-PP-Dol alpha-1,2-mannosyltransferase activity. The coding region runs from base 249 to 1766 and encodes 505 amino acids. Gene Ontology annotation, cellular component: endoplasmic reticulum membrane. NCBI's taxonomy places the organism in Eukaryota, Metazoa, Arthropoda, Insecta, Thysanoptera, Thripidae. The record is from RefSeq and is a predicted model, not a curated record. Gene Ontology annotation, biological process: protein N-linked glycosylation. The transcript has 10 exons.
AAACAGCCGAAAGCAGUCGACGCGACGAAGCAGUCGACGCCGAAUGCCGAUAAUUUUUUUUCCUGUUGUCAAAACUGUUUCUAGUAAGCCUUAUGCUGCCGCUGUUGUUUGAGAAGUCUGUAACGAUGUUAUGACGUGUUAGACGAAUCGUCAGCAGCGUCUUAAUGAACUCUGGCACUGAUUCCACGACUUCAACCCUUCCACAUAAUUUGUAAAUUUUGUAAAAAGAAGACUAACUUUUUUGGACUAUGGCGUGUUUAUCGUGUUUGAUGGAUCCACUAUGGAUUGCCAUCAAGGUGCUGACCAUCUUGGUUGUCUUGUCACUGGCGGUGUUGAGCGUCGUUCUUCCAAUUAUGAUUGUAACUUCACGAAAGCACUUCAGAAAGAAACGUGAAAUGGAGAGCAAUCCUGAAAAGCCUCUGAGUGUAGCAUUUUUCCAUCCGUAUUGUAAUACUGGAGCUGGAGGGGAAAGAGUCCUUUGGUGUGCAGUUGCUUCCCUACAGACAAGGUAUCCUGGUACCAAAGUUGUCGUUUACACUGGAGAUUUAGAAGCGUCCCCUGACGAAAUUGUUAAUCGGGUCCGUCAGCGACUCAAUAUUGACCUACCAGAACCAGUCGAGUUUAUUUACCUGCAUCAGCGUGGUUGGGUGGAAGCCGCUAAGUAUCCUACAUUCACCCUUCUAGGGCAGAGCUUGGGAUCUUUAAUAUUAGGCAUGGAAGCUCUGAAUGCAUUUUUACCAGAUGUUUACCUGGACACAAUGGGUUAUGCUUUCACACUUCCUCUAUUUCGAUACAUUGGGGGGUGUCGCGUUGGAUGUUACACUCACUACCCUACAAUAUCUACAGAUAUGCUGAGGCGUGUUUCAAGUCGCACUGCUCAGUAUAACAAUAGUCAUUAUGUUGCACGCAGUCCUUUCCUUACCGGGGGCAAAAUUAUCUACUACAAAAUGUUUGCAUGGAUCUAUGGGGUCAUGGGACGUUGUGCAGAGAUUGUUAUGGUUAACUCCAGCUGGACAGAAGAACAUAUAAAUGACAUUUGGAAUAUACCUUUAAGAACGCAUCGUGUUUAUCCGCCAUGUGACACAGAGGAGCUGAAGAAAAUUCCCAUCACUGAUGAUGAAGACUUCUUGAGAGGCUUGCCCACAGGUGAAAAGGGGAAGAAACUUAUAAAGAUAGUUUCAGUUGGACAAUUCAGGCCAGAAAAGGAUCACCCACUGCAACUACGCUCUAUGUAUCAGCUACGUCAAUGGCUGCCUGAGGAGUUGUGGGAUAGGAUAUGUUUAGUUUUUGUUGGGUCCUGUAGAGGAGCGGCUGAUGAGGCUCGUGUGAAGGAUAUGAAAGAUUUAUGCAGACAUCUGUCCCUUGAAAACAAUGUGCAAUUCCGCGUCAAUGUUCCCUAUGAUGAGUUGAAAAAGGAGUUGCAAGAGGGAACUAUUGGACUUCAUGCUAUGUGGAAUGAGCAUUUUGGAAUAGGUGUAGUGGAGUGUAUGGCAGCUGGUCUUAUCAUGGUGGCUCAUCGCUCUGGUGGGCCUCAAAUGGAUAUUAUUAUUGAGGAAGAAGGAAGUCGCAAUGGGUUUUUGGCUGCUGAUGAAAAUGAAUUUGCAGUUGCCAUCGUGAAAAUUUUAAAAAUGUCUCCUAAAGAGCGCCGCACAAUAAGGGAAGCUGCUAGGUCUUCUGUGGAUCGAUUCUCUGUUCGAGAAUUUGAGAAAGGGUUCCUCAGGUCCACUGCUCCUUUCUUAAUUAAACCACAUCAUAAAGAUUCCUAACAAGAAAUUUGUACCAGUGUUUCUUCCAGCUGCUGAUUUUUUGUGUGUGAAUUUAUUGUGUAACUUUGUCACCCUCCUCAAUUUUUUUUUACCAUUGCACAAAUUUUUAGAAAAAGAAUGUACUAGGUGUAUUUGAAAUCUCAUUAGGUACUGAUUUUCUCUCAAUCUAAUGUCGUUUCCCUGCUGUAGUGUUUCUUAUCUGCACCAUGAACUACAGUAUUCUAGAACCCAUUCAAACAAUUUACUAUUUGUUUGCCGGAAGCUAGAGCAAUUCUGUUUCUAAAUAAAUUUAGAAUAUGAUAAUGCUUUGAGUUUAUGUUCCAGACUUGAGCCCUUGCAAGGAUUGUAAUGAUAAAAGUCAGUUGUAACAAAACUAAGUAUUUAUUUUAUAGUCCAAAAUGUGUAUUGGCCCACCAAUCAAAAUGAGUAAACCAACCAGUUGGCAUGUUUUAUCACAAUCAUAAAUCAUUUAAGGACAUAAUUCUCACUAUGUAUUUUGUGUAGACUCUGUUCAAAUAUAAACAAAAAACAUCUUGCUAGAAAAAAAAAUUGUUGACUGAGAAAGCAGCCUCUAAUAAAAUAAACAAGAUAAAAACCCAACAUACUGGGUUGUCAGGUCAUAAUGCCUUAUAACAAAUACGGUAAAAUAUUUAUAAAUGUAUAUAUGUGUGUGUACAUAGUUUGUAAGUAUAUCAUUUCCCCUCCAAA